Messenger RNA from Aspergillus luchuensis, 534 nucleotides. It is a transcript of the gene pin1, whose product is annotated as peptidylprolyl isomerase ESS1. The record is from RefSeq and is a predicted model, not a curated record. The transcript is spliced from 4 exons. Gene Ontology annotation, cellular component: nucleus; cytosol. Gene Ontology annotation, molecular function: protein binding; peptidyl-prolyl cis-trans isomerase activity. NCBI's taxonomy places the organism in Eukaryota, Fungi, Ascomycota, Eurotiomycetes, Eurotiales, Aspergillaceae. The coding region runs from base 1 to 534 and encodes 177 amino acids.
AUGGUAGAGACAGGUCUUCCGGCAGGUUGGGAGGUUCGCCACUCCAACUCUAAGAACCUUCCCUACUACUUCAACCCUAUGACGAAAGAGUCUCGCUGGGAGCCGCCGGCCGACACAGAUACGGAGAAGCUCAAGUUCUAUAUGGCCAACUAUCACAGCGGACCCGCAGGACGCUCUGAUGGAAACGGUCACAAUGAGGGCAAGAUCCGCUGCAGCCAUCUUCUCGUUAAGCACAGGGACAGUAGGCGUCCCAGCAGCUGGAGGGAGGCCGAAAUCACCCGUUCGAAAGAGGAGGCUAUCGAGAUCCUCAGAAGCCACGAGGCGCGCAUCAAUGCGGGAGAAGCCAGUCUGGGUGACAUUGCUGUAUCGGAGUCCGACUGCAGCAGUGCUAGGAAACGUGGAGAUCUGGGCUUCUUUGGACGGAAUGAGAUGCAGAAAGAGUUUGAGGACGCCGCCUUUGCACUCCAGCCUGGUCAGGUCAGUGGGAUUGUGGAGACGGCCUCUGGUGUCCAUUUGAUUGAACGGGUUCAGUAA